UUUUUUCUACGCGUAUCUCUCUCUCUCUCUCUCUCUCUCUUUCCUUAAACAAUGAAUCCUAGAAAUAGAGCCUCGUCUCCUCGAACGAGGAGCACGCCUCUUCGUUCUGACAAUACAUUUGAUAGAACUCUAAGAUCUCCAGCACGUCCCAUUAUGAGUAGCGAAUUUGAAGAAGUAUCGCCCACUGCUUUCCAUACACGACACUCUCGACUGGUUACCGAGAAUCCAAGUCCGUUCUAUGAUCGCAUCGAUGAUCAUGAUCUGUUUAGUACACCACCUCCCAUUCCCGAUCAUAUCAGCAUUAUAUCGACUGAUUCAGAUAAUCUGAUGACCCAUAUAGAAGCAUUACCGAAGCGAUUGUAUAAUUCCGAUCCUGCAGAACGGUUGGCUACUCGAGAGGAUCGGUUUCGAACACUUCGACAAGACGCCCUCAUGAAUUAUUUAUCAGGAACUUCAACAUUUAUUGGUGAAAAGCUCGUUGCUUCAACAAAGGGAUUAGAAGAUAUUUAUAACAUGGCAGUUUCAUUCUAUCAACAACAACAAUAUGAAAGAGCAUUGGAGAUACUAAACAAAAAAGAGACAUUAAACAAAAGUGUGCGGUGUCGAUAUUUAGCUGCUCUUUGUUCACUUGCACUAGAAAAAGGCCGAGAUGCACUUGAUUAUCUAGGUCAUAACAAUCCUUUCUCAGAAAAAAGAAACAUGUUUGAAGAUGAUACUGCAGAAGGCUGUCUUAAACUAGAAUCUAUUAUGUGUUAUGCAAGAGGAAAAGCUCAUUUGUUACUUAAGAAUAUAACUGAUGCAAGAGAAUGUUUCAAAGAAGCUUUGACAGUAGAUGUCAAAUGCUAUGACGCACUGAAGGCUCUGGCGAAAUACAAUCUCAUGGACGAAAAAUCAGAAUUAGAAUUUGUAACCACAUUGCCUUAUGAAGAGCAUUGUGGACAAGAUGCAGACUAUUUUCGAUAUCUCUAUGGUCUAAAACUAAAGAAAAGAGAUACUUUGAAUGAAAGAAGACUUAGCUCGGAUGAAAAAGAUAUCUCUGAAAGUUUAGAUGUUCAAUUAAGUACAGCCCAAGGCUUUUUCACAGAAGGAAGAUAUGAAGAAUGCGUCAAGAUUUGUGAAAGGAUAAAGAGUCAGGACGCAUUCUUUGUUGAGUCUAUUCCUCUCCAUGUCACUUGCUUAUUUGAGUUAGGCAUGAAGAAUGAACUGUACUUGUAUGCUCAAGAAUUAGUAGAGAGAUUGAAUGAAGAAGCAGUUGCUUGGCAUGCUGUUGGACUUUACUAUCUUUGCUGCAAAAAGAAUGAAGAGGCAAGAAAGUACUUUCAUCAAGCACUCACAAUCGACCAAUAUUUUUAUGAAGCUUGGUUAGGCUAUGGACAUUCAUUCUCGCUUGAAAAAUACCAUGAUCAGGCGAUUGAAGCAUAUCAUACAUGCAGCAAAUUAGUACCUGGUUCUCAUUUGCCUCUCAUGAAUAUUGCUAUGGAAUUUAUGGAGCAGCAAAAAAUGCAAUCUGCCUUGGAUUAUUUCAAUAUGGCUUUACAGAUCUGUAAACGAGAUCCAUUCUUGUAUAAUGAGAUUGCAGUUUAUUACUAUAAACACAAUGAUUUCAUAAAGGCACAUGAAAGUCUACAUAAAGCGCUCAAUCUAGCUAAAGAACAACACUGUCAAAAUAAUUAUCUUUAUGAAAAGAUUUGGUGUAAUCUAGGGCAUGUUUAUCGUCAUCCACCACUUCGUGAUUAUGAACGUGCCUUACAAUGCUUUCAAAAUGCACUUGUAAGAAACCCACAAAAUUCAGAUGCUCGUGGCGCUGUUGGCAUGAUUUAUCAUUUACAAGGCAAAAUUGCCCGAGCCAUUUCAGAAUAUCAACAGGCACUGAGUUAUUCUGAUGCUAAACUGUUGAUCAAUGAUUUACUGGAAGAAGCACUUAUUGACUAUGCCAAUUCGUCUAUAACAGAUGACUACCAUGGUACAUUUAUCGACGACACAUUUGAUAUCAGUCAAAUUGCCACCACAAUCAAUGAUACAAGUGAUCAAGUAGAAAAAGAAUUGAAUUGGGGAUGGAAUAGCAGGAAAAGAAAAAGUCCCAUAUCGAUACCCAUCCAUACAACAGAUGAUGAAUUGAUUUUAGAUGAAGGUGAUUUUGGACUAUGAAUAUAUACCCCCACCCUAAAGACUCGACUACGUGUUUGUUCAUGAUAAGUUUAUAUGGUUACA
Gilbertella persicaria is the source of this 2211-nucleotide messenger RNA. RefSeq lists its product as uncharacterized. The record is from RefSeq and is a predicted model, not a curated record. The coding region runs from base 52 to 2148 and encodes 698 amino acids. Gene Ontology annotation, biological process: cell division. The transcript is spliced from 9 exons. Lineage: Eukaryota; Fungi; Mucoromycota; Mucoromycetes; Mucorales; Choanephoraceae. Gene Ontology annotation, molecular function: protein binding.